AUGUGCCACUUUACCCAGGCCCAUCAUCUGUGGCGAAUGCAGAUUCAAGCUGCAGCCUUUGCCAUGGCCAUUUCUGCUUCUGGACAGAAUGCUGGCGGCUGCUCGGUCUUGAUCGCCGGCUUACCCAUUGGACUGGAAGAGAAUUGGACCGGGGAGGCUAGAUAA
Molecule: messenger RNA, 165 nt
Organism: Chaetomium globosum CBS 148.51
Lineage: Eukaryota; Fungi; Ascomycota; Sordariomycetes; Sordariales; Chaetomiaceae
Exons: 2
Coding region: 1-165 (54 amino acids)
Source: RefSeq, a predicted model, not a curated record